AUGCUUACCAAAGACAAGGAGAUAAUAACUACUGAGAAUGCUACACCCACGGUCGAUGUAUCAAAGCUCAAGAGAUAUCAGCAUCAGCUAGAAAUGAAGCUGCAAAUCGUUACUCCUGCUAUUGAAGUCGCGGAAUUGAUGGCUGUGAAAGGAAAUGCGAUUCUCGAACCACUCGUUGCUCAAUCAAAGGAAAUAAUAACCACCCUUGAGAAAAUGGACUUGGAAGGAAUGGAUCAAAUUACAGCCUGCUCCUUCUUCGAAUCAAUCAUAGAAGAUCUCAAUGACCUCGUAAAUAUGCUAAAUUUGGCAUUUGCCGUCAUCCACACUACAUCCACAAGAGCAACCAUAGCCAUAUCGCCAAGCACCCUCAUUCGAGCUGGCCAAACGAUAUCAAAAGCUCAAGCGGUGGAUACGUCAUCACUUGUAUCGAUCUUCCUGGCCUCCAAAAUGGUGUACUACUCUCUGCUCGAAGGAUCAGUACGAAAGUCUGGAUAUAAUUGGACGUGGAAGGAAGAAUUCGCUCUUAGUGAUGUAGAGCUAGUCCACGCUGAAUCCAAUCAGUUUCCUUAUGAACUCCGACUUCGGGAGUCAUUCGACGACGGCCGAUAUCAUGAAGGGUCUGAACGAUCGAAAUCGAUUCCGCUGAAUAAUGUUGAAUCGCUGUUCUUUGCACCAUCUGGACAGCUCUUGAAUAUUGAGGCCAUGUCUUCUCCAGUACUAGUAGUAAAGCUUGCAGGAGAAGACGGCCGUCUACAGAAAGUCUUGGGAACGCCGAGCCCAAAGGCCCCGAUAGAAUGGAUUGCUAUAGGACUUGCCGAUGAAUCAGUGACUGCAGAAUCCGAUUCUGAGGAUUCAAUCAAAGACGAUGACGAAAAUGAAGUCGUUGCUACCAACAAAACUAUGGGGCACAUCGACUGUGUUCUCAGACUCGCUCUAGCGGAAACUCGUGAAGGAAAACCAGUUUCUGAGCUGAGCGACGAGAUCUUAAAUCUGUAUCUCUGUGGAGAGAACUCUGCAACCACACCCGCUGCUCCUCUUCAUUAUUCCAAGCCAAAGACGCCAACUUUAGCAUUGACGACGGCUUCCUCUCCAGCUGUUCGUAGUAUGGCUGACCGCAUGGCAUCAUUAAAACCAAAGUAA
Synchytrium microbalum is the source of this 1140-nucleotide messenger RNA. RefSeq lists its product as uncharacterized. The record is from RefSeq and is a predicted model, not a curated record. Gene Ontology annotation, cellular component: cytoplasm; nucleus. Bases 1 to 1140 code for a protein of 379 amino acids. The transcript has 5 exons. Gene Ontology annotation, molecular function: GTPase regulator activity. Lineage: Eukaryota; Fungi; Chytridiomycota; Chytridiomycetes; Synchytriales; Synchytriaceae.